This is a messenger RNA of Acanthamoeba castellanii str. Neff, 1251 nucleotides long. RefSeq lists its product as uncharacterized. Gene Ontology annotation, cellular component: cytosol; lipid droplet. Gene Ontology annotation, biological process: lipid storage; positive regulation of triglyceride storage. The record is from RefSeq and is a predicted model, not a curated record. Lineage: Eukaryota; Discosea; Longamoebia; Acanthamoebidae. Bases 1 to 1251 code for a protein of 416 amino acids. The transcript has 5 exons.
AUGACCAACGCAUCAGCUGCCGUUCCGACCUUCCUUGAGAGAUUGACGUCCUACCCGCUGGUGAAGUACAGCUGCGAGACGACGCUCCACUUCUACAAUGAGGCCAAGGAGAAGAAUAACUACGUCAAGCGUGGCCUCGAGCUUGCCGAGACUUCAGUGGGCACCGUAGCCGCUUCACCUCUGGUGUUGAACGUGAGCAAGUCGUGCGAGCCUCUUUUGGCCAAGGCUGACCAGUUUGGCUGCAGCCAGCUUGACCGAGCCGAAGUCAGCAUCUUCAAGCCGGCCGCACAGCUGUACACGACCGCCAACGCCACCCUCGCUUCGAGCAAGAAGAUCGUCGAGGAGAAGGUCGCCGACAGUAAGAAGCUUGUUACCGAGAAAGUGGUCCAGCCCAUCAGCGCCACCUACCAGCACCUGGUGGCUCUCCCCACGGUGCUCACCAACCAGGUGUUCGACUUUGCCCAAGACUCGGUCGACUACUACCUCCCCGAAGAGGCCGACAGCGAAAAGGACGCCAGCCUUGCGCAAGCCGAGGAGGCGGUCCCGCAGCCGCAGGAGGCUAACAACAACGUCAUCAAGACGAAGAGCACCACGCUCACCCAGUGCGCCUACCGCCGUGUGCAGCGCAAGGCAUCCCACCGCGUGCGCAUCGCCAGGCUCUAUGGCGAAAGCGUCCUCACCAAGUCGCCCCUUGCGGUGAGCGUCGUCAACUACGUCAGGACGCGUGAUCCCGAGAUCAGGGACAACCUGGUUCAGCAGGCCAAGGCUACUGCCACUUACUACACGGACAAGACCAAGGGCUUCGUCGCUGAGAGGCCGCUCUUCAAGCAGGCGACUGCCUUUGUUGAGCCUUACCUCGCCAAUCUCUCGUACCAGUCCUUCUAUUCGCUCCUGCUGACUCUCCUCGCUACCGUUGCCCCGACCAAGAGCGCCGAGCAGCAAUCCACCGCAACCUCUUCAUCAUCCUCCGCCGCUGUCGAGACUGAAUCCGCCGAAGAGAAGGGCAACACCGACGACACCGACGGAAUCGAAGAGGAGGAAGAGAAUGGAGAGGAGGAGACUUCGGGUCCCGCCGAGCCCGAGCACCCCAGUGACGAGGAGGAAGAGGAAAAGGUGCAGAAGAACGUGGACGAUGACGACCUCGCCGAGGACGUGGCGGAGCACGACGAGCGCCCGCAGGCCAAAGCUGACCAGCUUAUCGACGACGACGGCGACGAUGACGACGAUGACGAAGUCACCGUAGACUACUGA